AUGAGCUCCCCAAAGUGGGGGCCAGGACAACCCAGGAGCAGGGACUCACUGCCCAGUGUCUGCCCUGCUCAGCUGGCAGCAGGCUCGGGCAGCUCUGGGUUAAACACCCCCAGCACCUCCUCAAGCAAGGAGCUGGAGCUGAGAACAGGAGCAGUGGUGAUUGACCUGGGCAGCAGCAGCUGCAGGGCAGGGUUCUCUGGCGAGCAGGCACCCAGGGCUGAAGUCAGCACCCUGCUGGGGGGGUGCCCCUUGGCUUGGCCCCCAGGGGCAGGAGAAAACAAGCCUGAAGCUUUCCUUGCUGAGGCAGCUUUGCCUCGCCCUGAGCCUGCCGUGGAGCUGAUGCAGAAGGCUCUCAUCACCGACUGGGAAGCAGCUGGAGCCCUGUGGCAGCAUCUGCUCGCCCAGGAGCUGCAGGUGGCAGCCGAGGAGCAUGCACUGCUGCUCACCGAGCCCCCGCUCAGCCCCAGCGCCCAGCGGGAGGGCAUGGUGGAGUUAGCCUUCGAGGCCCUGGGCUGCCCUGCCUUCUUCGUUGCCCAGCAGCCUGUCCUCUCUGCCUAUGCCCACGGCAGAACCAGUGGCCUGGUGGUGGACGUGGGCUACGCCGCCAGCUCUGCUGUGCCAGUCCAUGAGGGCUACAGCUUGCGCCGUGCCAGCGAGAGGAGCGCCCUGGCAGGGUCCCAGCUCUCCUGGUACCUGAGGCAGCUUUUGAGGGGCACAGGGCAUGUGCUCAGCCAGGAGGUGGUGGAAGACAUCAAGCAGAAGUGCUGCUACGUUGCCUCCAACUUGGAGGCUGAGUGCCAGCUCCCUCCAGGCAACUACACCCUGGACUAUGCCCUGCCCGAUGGGCAGACCAUCAGCCUCAGCAAGGAGAGGUUUCACUGCCCAGAAAUGCUCUUCAACCCUCCACCAAACUGGGGCAUUUCCUACGUGGGCAUCCAUGAGAUGGCUCAGAGGAGCCUCAGCCAACUGCCCAAAGAAAUGAGGUCAGUGAUGUACAGAAACAUCCUCCUCUGUGGGGGGUCCUCUCUCUUUGAGGGGCUGCAGAGCAGGUUUCAGAGUCAGCUCCUCCAAAUCCUGCCCCCCAAGACAGAGGUCAAAGUGGCUGCAACCCCUCUGGGCAGGCACUCAGCGUGGACAGGAGGAUCCAUCCUCACCUCCCUCAUGAACUUCCAAACCUGGUGGAUUCGAAGGGAUGAGUACAACGAAGAGGGGCCAAGAAUUGUCCACCAGAGAUGCUACUGA
Pogoniulus pusillus (Red-fronted tinkerbird) is the source of this 1242-nucleotide messenger RNA. RefSeq names its product actin like 9 (gene ACTL9). The record is from RefSeq and is a predicted model, not a curated record. The transcript has a single exon. The coding region runs from base 1 to 1242 and encodes 413 amino acids. NCBI's taxonomy places the organism in Eukaryota, Metazoa, Chordata, Aves, Piciformes, Lybiidae.